UUCGUUUCGGCUUUCAAUUUAUGCCAGUUUCCAAUGUCGCUGGGCUUAGUUCAUUGAUCGUCGUACAGAAGCUUGAUCGUAGCUCUUACGUCGCCGGAGAAGAUGGUGCGGAAACAGUUUCAACAAGCGAAAACUGGAAUAGAGGCAUUGAAGUCAAUGGAUGCUAACAAGUACCUGAAGAAGGUUGGAUUAGGGCGUGACGAUAUGUUCUUUUGGAAACAAGUGGGAAAAGCAUUGCUUUGCACCUAUACAGUCUUUGGCGUUGCAUGGAUUUACAAUGAAACCUCUCCUUUAGGUUGGUGGACGUUGAAGCCGAGACCAAAGGAGGAGAGAGAAUUGGCUCAUUUGUAUGAGAGGCGUGAGUUUCCUUAUCCAGGUGAUACAGAGGCCAUGGAGGAUUUUGUUGCAAAGGGGGGAAUGAUCGGUACAGCGAUUGGGCCGAAAGGGAUUGUUGAGUCUGAAGGUGAAGCCGAUAAUUACCAGAAGGAAAUGGAGAAGAAGAAGUUUGAUAAAGAGGCUCAGAAACUGUGGCUAAGAAUGAGGAAUGAGGUCAUUACUGAACUUCAAGAGAAAGGGCAUAAUCUUGAAUAAGGUGUAAAAGGGUUGUGAUAAAAUCAAAACGUGUGUAAUUUAGGCUGUGUAUCACUAAGGAUUCAACCACUCGUACAAGUGUUGUUUCUGUCUACGUGUAGCAGAAAGUACAAAACUGAUUUCUGUUCUACGAUACCAUUGAUGUUCUUGAUAUUGGGGAAGUAGCGCUUGUCCUUUAUUAUUGGCUUGAUUCA
Capsella rubella is the source of this 785-nucleotide messenger RNA. RefSeq lists its product as uncharacterized. The record is from RefSeq and is a predicted model, not a curated record. The transcript has 2 exons. Lineage: Eukaryota; Viridiplantae; Streptophyta; Magnoliopsida; Brassicales; Brassicaceae. The coding region runs from base 103 to 591 and encodes 162 amino acids.